AUGGAUAUUCGUGAACGGUACCGGUUUUUCCCGGAAACUAUUCUGUUUCUUGUCAACAUGCUGAAUUUGGAGAGGGCUACUGAACGUUCUUGUCCUCUUCCGCCGCUCAUUUCAACUUUAGCGGCAUUGCAUUUCCUUGCAACUGGCACACACCACAUUGUGACGACAGGGCUUCAUGGAAUCCCAAGGUCCAGUGUAUCUAGAGCGGUCAAGCAAUUUACAGACAGCGUGUGUCUUCAUCUAAAUGACUUCGUUUUCUUCCCAAAUAUCGAAAAUGUGCAACGGACGGUGCAAAAACAGUUUUACAACAUCGCUGGUUUCCCCCAAGUGGUUGGUGUUGUUGAUGGGACACAUAUCCGUAUUCAAGCGCCUAGCGCCAACGAAGACGAUUAUGUGAACAGAAAGGGAUUUCACUCCCUUAAUGUACAGAUGAUUUGUGAUGCCACUUUUCGGUUUGUUGACGUAGUCGCAAAGUGGCCUGGGAGCGUUCACGAUUCAAGGAUCUUUCGUGAAAGCGCCAUACGUCAGCGUUUUGAAAGAGGUGAAAUCGACGGUCUUCUGCUUGGUGACUCUGGCUAUGGAUGCAAGAGGUAUCUUAUGACACCAUAUCAAAACACCGACAGUCCUUGUAAGGAACGGUUUAACAUAUCCUUAUGUCGAACAAGAGUGGUGAUCGAGCAAGCUUUUGGCGUUCUCAAGCGUAGGUUUCCAUGUCUACAUUAUGGACUUAGAGUAAAACCUGACAGAGCAGCCAAAAUAACAGUCGCGUGUGUCAUUCUUCAUAACAUUGGAUUAGAGAGGCAAGACAUGUUUUCACGAACAUGUGAGGAUGACACGGAUCAGCCACAUGUUGUUUAUGAAGGAGAUGGGUCUGGAAACAGUUACAGAGACCACAUCGCAGAAUCUUUCUUUUAAGAACAUAUAGUUAUAUAAUAACAAGGGCUGUAUGCAAAACAUUCACAGUCAUUUUGAAGAUAACUAAACAAAGAUUCAUUCACAUAAUGAUAAACUAACAAAGUAUUAUAUCAAUAGCAAAAAGAUAAG
Messenger RNA from Dreissena polymorpha, 1044 nucleotides. Its product is annotated as putative nuclease HARBI1. The transcript has 5 exons. The coding region runs from base 1 to 915 and encodes 304 amino acids. Lineage: Eukaryota; Metazoa; Mollusca; Bivalvia; Myida; Dreissenidae. The record is from RefSeq and is a predicted model, not a curated record.